AUGGCGCCCAGGCAGCGGCACCGGCAGCUGCGCCUCCUGCCCCUCCUCGCCGCGGCCGCCGUCGCGUGCUCGCUGCUGCGCGCGUGCGCCGCCGCUGCGGGCACGGGCACGCUGGGCCUCCGGCAGCACAGGCCCGCGAGGCAGCACAACGGCACGCGGCACGGGGGCGGGCGCCAGCGUGGCGGCGGCAGGGCAGGCUCCCCCGGCACCGGCAUGGCGUCGUGCAACCUGUUCCAGGGAAGCUGGGUGUACGACGACACGCUGCCGAUGUACGACACGGCGGGGUGCCCCUUCGUGGAGCCGGAGUUCGACUGCCAGAAGUACGGCCGCCCCGACAAGCUGUACCUCAAGUACCGGUGGCGCCCGACCUCCUGCGAGCUCCCGAGGUUCAACGGGCAGGAGUUUCUGAGGCGAUGGAAGGGGAAGAAGAUACUGUUCGUGGGGGACUCCAUCAGCCUGAACCAGUGGGAGUCGCUCGCGUGCAUGCUGCACGCCGCCGCACCGGCGUCCAAGGUCGCCUACGCCAGGGGCAACCCCGUCUCCAGCGUCACGUUCCAGGACUACGGGGUGUCGGUGGCCUACUACCGGAGCACGUACCUCGUGGACAUCGUCGAGGAGUCCGUCGGCCGGGUGCUCAAGCUCGACUCCAUCACCGGCGACGCCUGGCUCGGCGCCGACGUCCUCGUCUUCAACACGUGGCACUGGUGGACGCACACCGGCAGGGACCAACCGUGGGACUACGUCCAAGACGGAGGGCAGGUGAUGAAGGACAUGGACCGGCUCACGGCCUUCUCCAAGGGGAUGUCCACAUGGGCCAGGUGGGUCGACUCCAACGUCGACACCUCCAGGACCAAGGUCUACUUCCAGGGCAUCUCGCCGACCCACUACAACGGAGCCGACUGGGGCGAGGGCUCACGGAGCUGCGCGCAGCAGACGCAGCCGGUCGCCGGGUCGGCGUACCCCGCCGGCCCCGUCCCGGCGCAGGGCGCGGUGCGGGCCGCGCUGGGCGGCAUGUCCAAACCGGUGUACCUGCUCGACGUGACGCUGCUGUCGCAGCUCAGGCGGGACGGCCACCCAUCGGCCUACAGCGGCGGCCACCCGGGAAACGACUGCAGCCACUGGUGCCUCGCCGGUGUGCCAGACACAUGGAACCAGAUCCUCUACGCAUCGCUCCUGGCAUAG
Messenger RNA from Miscanthus lutarioriparius, 1182 nucleotides. The record is from the annotation of a GenBank genome assembly. Lineage: Eukaryota; Viridiplantae; Streptophyta; Magnoliopsida; Poales; Poaceae.